Molecule: messenger RNA, 2568 nt
Organism: Anopheles coustani
Lineage: Eukaryota; Metazoa; Arthropoda; Insecta; Diptera; Culicidae
Product: GATA zinc finger domain-containing protein 10
Exons: 7
Coding region: 1-2337 (778 amino acids)
Source: RefSeq, a predicted model, not a curated record
AUGGCCAUUCAGAUGGAACAAGUUCUUUUCCUGCUGGUGUCGCUGUGCGCGGUCCUCUCUGCUGGCGAUCACACACCUCCCUUCAAACCACUGCUCCCCUCCGGCUAUGGCAAGUCUUCCCCGCUGAUGGGAUUCCCGAGCUUCGUGCCCAAGCACGGUAGCGGACCGAAACCGUACAUGACGCAGUUCCGCGCCGGAACGCGGCUCUCUCCAGUAGCAAUCCGGCCAGCUCCAUCAAUGAUUAUGAGUUUGAAAAGACCCAUCAAAUCCAUUCUAAGCCACCCUUCGCUUAUGAAGCAACCGCUGCUGAAGCGUCACCCGCCGCUGUCCUUCGCGGCCGCCAGCAUCAAGCACCACAAGUUCCAGAGUUCUCUGGCCGGACCGAGUACGGGCGACAUUGUGUUCGAGAAGCUAAAGCCGAUAACCACCAAGGUCACGUCGCACAAGGAUGGCGCUAUUCAUACGAUCCCUGCGCCCAACCUGGGCCUCACGAAGCCACCGAGUGGCCCGAACCAGAUCCGUGUGUCGUCGUACGAGGACAGCAACAAGCUGGAGAUCGAAGUGAAGACCACCAAGCCGACGCUGACUCCCAAACCGGCCUUCCUGUACUCGCCAACGCCCGCUCCGGUCGUGGUGCCGUACAACCAUCAGCACCAUCACCACAUCAUCGGUAACCCGCACCAGCAGUACCAGGUGACCGAGGAGCACUCGAACGACGUGACGAUCGGCGAUCUGUACUCGGGCAAGAAGACGUACUUUGCACCGGAUCCCGAUCCGUCGCUGCCAAGCAAAACGCUCGUGCCAACAUCCGACCCGCUGAGCAUACCGAGCAAUGGCAAGUUUGGACCGGCCGGCGUGCUCCUCCAAGCACCCGUCCCACCGCACUAUCCGGGCCUGCAGCCGCAGACGAGUGCCUCAGCCGUCAUUCAGUACGUCAACGCGGUACCGCAGGCGAGCUACGCCAUCCCGCUCGCCACCCAGCCGCAGCUGCAGCAGCACAUCCUCCAGCAGACGGCCAUGCUGCAGGAGAUGCCCGUUUCGCUCUACAAUCCCACCUAUCUCGUCACCCAGUCCAACAACCUUUUCAACACCCACCAACAGCAGGCGGCGGUGAAUCUCUUCAAGCCGGACACCAACUUCCUCGGCACGGUUCAAGGCCAGCAGCAGCACCACAGUCCGGUGCACGCCCAGGCGCAAACGCAAACACCCGCCCCGGCGACCGUGCUGUUCAACUCGUACAACGCGUACAAUAAGCACGGUGAAACGGCGGCCAGUACGGGCCAGAUCCUUACCGCCACCCAGGACCAGCUGCACGAGCUGCAGUCGGUGGUGAACCAGAUCCAGCUGAACGAUAUGCACAACCAGCACCAGUCGUCCGAUAUGCCGACGUACGCGCAGCUCGUUGGCCACGAGCAGCCGGCCGUCCAUCAGCAGCAGCUACCGCAGCUCAACCAGCUCGAGCAGCAGCUGCAGCAGCAGCUAAUCCAGCAGCAUCACUCCCAGCAGCAGCAGGACCCUCAGCGCCAGAUGACCGACGCGGAAAUCGCCAACCUGCUCAAUUACGGUAUGAUCAACCUGCAUAACAAUCUGCCCCCGAGCGACUACUACCACUACCAGGUGGACCAACCGACGGCGGUGCAGCAGCCGGGCGGCGCGCCACACUCCUUCUACGAGCUGUCCGAGCGCCAGAAGGAGAACGAUCGCAUACUGGCGCAAGCGCAGCAGGAGCUUUACCACCAACAGGCCCAACAGCAGCAGUACCAGCAGACCCAGCAGCAUCAGUACCAGCAGCAGAUGCACCACCAACAGGAGCAGCACAACCAGCAAGGCCAGCAGCAGUUCCAGCAGCAAACGGGCAGUAAUAACGCCGACUACCUGCAGGCGUACCAGGAGCACCAGCUGGCCGUUUCCAACAUCCUUGGGUUGCAGGAGAACCCAAGCGCUAGCAACACCGGUGGCUCGCAGCAACAGCAGCAGCAGCAGUACCACCAUGCGCAGGUCGGCAGCACGGUAGAGCCGCAGGUGACCCAGAGUCCGCUGCGAAUAUACGUCCCGGACGGCGAGCACGAGUAUUCUAACAACGUGAACGCUCAGAAACGGAUGGAUGAGAUCGAUUUCGAAUACGCAGACUCGGAGGGCACCGAGCAGGCGGAUGGCGGACACAACACGGCCACAAAUGCGCACGCACGUUCCGACGAUCCGUCGGCAACGAUGGCGACGCUCGAGGAGCACACUACCGACGCAUACUACGACGACCGGGCCGAUGCUGCUGAUGGUGAAUCGCACGAUGAUGAUAAAUACUACAGCAAAAAUCUAAGUAACCAUCGGCUGGAAUAGGCUGCCGUUCGAUAUUCCUCCUCUGCCAGUAGGGAGUUGUUAGGGUUAAUGUGGUUGUGUUGUAGUAGGAAAAUAAUAACCGGGUCGUGAUUUGUUCAGAACGGUUGGGCCGAACAUCGUGGAAAGAAGAAGCUAGGAUUUAGUAUAUAACGAGCUUUUACUCGUUUAGUAUAAGACGGAGAAGACGCAUUAUUUAUUUCAUUGAAUACCGAGAGUAGAAUAAAACUUCCA